AGGUCUUCGGCUACCAUGCGCUCCUUUGCGCUUGCGUGUACUGCGGUGACGCUCAUGGCGCCAGGAUCCAGCGGCUUUCAGGGAGCCAUGCCGAUCCUUCGAUCUCAAUGCCAGUCAGGAAAGCAAGUAGCCUGCAUGACCUGCGAUAGGGGUAUCGGCAACUUGAGAAUGAACGAGAAUGUUGCAAAGGAGGGAGAGCAAGGACUCGUGAUUGGACGAAGGGACAUGCUCGUUCGAACCGGCCUUGCACCCCUCAUUUUCGGCGCUCUUUUUCCUCAGAAUUCAUUUGCAGACAUGACACUCAACAGCUUCAAGCGAGCAUACUUUCGAUAUGCUCCUAGGAUCGAAGAAGGCCGAGAUUUCUUUGUGUUGGAAGUGCGAUCAUUGAUUGAGAAGGGAGAAUGGGACAAGAUAGCUUCACUUUACGAGCUUACAUCCGUCGCACAAGAGGGCAGUUCCAAAAAAUCAAUUGGGCUCGACAUUAAGCAAUCUGCCCUUGAGCGAACCCUCUUUUUGCCAAUGCAGGUCUUUAUCACUUCAUUUGAAGAGAAAGGAACAGGUCCCAAGCAACGUAAGAUGAACGCACAGGUAGACGAACUGAUUCUGGCCUGUGACAAGAUCAAAGAAGCUGUAGAAAAAAAGGAUAAGCAGGCUGCGUUGGCCGCAUGGGAUGAAGGGCGAGAGCACUUCAACAAGUACCUUCGCAUUGCCAACAAGGGCAUGACAAUGCAGGUGAGGCAAUUCGAUCUGAUCCCGGAGGACAGCAGCAAGUAUGUCAGGACUCCGACCCGGCCUCUCAACACGUACGCUCAGGUCGGGAAAGCGACACAGCAAUUCCAGUUCUGUGACGAGAAAGGUUGUGUGAAAUAGGCUUCAAGUGAUAACGACUAUUCUUUCGUUAAUAUACAUUCGGAUCAGUAAAGAUGAAUUCUCAUU
Molecule: messenger RNA, 936 nt
Organism: Guillardia theta CCMP2712
Lineage: Eukaryota; Cryptophyceae; Pyrenomonadales; Geminigeraceae
Exons: 7
Coding region: 16-870 (284 amino acids)
Source: RefSeq, a predicted model, not a curated record